This is a messenger RNA of Dipodomys ordii (Ord's kangaroo rat), 1013 nucleotides long. RefSeq names its product Sin3A-associated protein, 30kDa (gene Sap30). The record is from RefSeq and is a predicted model, not a curated record. The coding region runs from base 1 to 804 and encodes 267 amino acids. Gene Ontology annotation, biological process: regulation of DNA-templated transcription. The transcript is spliced from 5 exons. NCBI's taxonomy places the organism in Eukaryota, Metazoa, Chordata, Mammalia, Rodentia, Heteromyidae. Gene Ontology annotation, molecular function: transcription coregulator activity; protein binding. Gene Ontology annotation, cellular component: histone deacetylase complex.
AUGCAUGCUGGGAUGAGUAGUUCUCCUUCCCGCGAGUCUCGGGCUCAGCACCGAGCGAACCUGGGCCCCCACCUCCCACAGAGAACUACACUUCCCGUGCUGCCUCGCGGCGGAGGAGGGCGGGGCGAGAGGAGGUGCGUCGUGCCUGCGCAGGUCCCAGGGCUGGAGGGUGGCGGACGCGCUGCGGUCCAACUGCUGAAGUCUCCAUGUGACAGCGAGCGGGCGCCCUCGUCCUCUCCCGGCGCCUCUCGCCGCCCGCCGCUCGGUGCCAGCCGCCAGCACUGCCCACUGCCUCGGUGUCGACCGAGACCCGCAGGUCGGGGACGACAGGGACGCUUGGGGUCGGGCCGUGCUGCCGGCGACCGGUGCGGGCGGGCGGCGGGCAACGCCAGCUUCAGCAAGCGGAUCCAGAAGAGCAUCUCCCAGAAGAAGGUGAAGAUCGAGCUGGACAAGAGCGCAAGGCAUCUUUACAUUUGUGAUUAUCAUAAAAACUUGAUUCAGAGUGUUCGAAACAGAAGAAAGAGAAAAGGGAGUGAUGAUGAUGGAGGUGACUCGCCUGUGCAAGAUAUUGAUACACCAGAGGUCGAUUUGUACCAAUUACAAGUAAAUACACUUAGGAGAUAUAAAAGACACUUCAAACUACCAACCAGGCCAGGACUUAAUAAAGCACAGCUUGUUGAGAUAGUGGGUUGCCACUUUAGGUCUAUUCCAGUGAAUGAAAAAGACACCUUAACAUAUUUCAUCUACUCAGUGAAGAAUGACAAGAACAAGUCAGAUCUCAAGGUUGAUAGUGGUGUCCACUAGGAGUCAUGGCAUUCAGACUAAUACUUGGAUGUUCAGAUGUUAAGAAUGUUUACUGUUUUUUCACAUGUAGAAAUGUCCCUUGUGUAUUUUUUCUACAGAGGCUUUUCUCUGGUUUUAUUUUCUUUGUUUCUAACUAAUAAUUAGUUGGAAACUCGUGUAAGAUGAGUUUCCUAGAUUAAAAAUAUUUUAAAUAAACAUUAUUACUAUUA